UCCUUUCAUGUACAUUAAGGCCAAAAACCCAUGCAAUAAUUCUUCAAUUUGCAGCUAAUAAUUUAUAUAAAAAAGGAAUUAAUGCAACAACACAAAUUUUUUUCGAAAUUUAUCGACUUCCAAUUGAUGGGGGUUGUGAAGAUAAUAUUGAAUUUGAAAGAAGAAAUAAUAUUGAAGAUGAAUUAAAUGCUAAUACUAGUAAUGGACAAAGGAAAAUAUCUAUUUCUGGUUCUCCUACAGAAAUUAGCGGAACUAAAAGUAAAAAAUAAAAAUUCAUUAAUUUAUCGAAGUGAAAGUCUAAAAUGGAAUUCUGGAAGGAUUAUUUGGAGAACCUUUACUUUGCAAUCAUCAGAAAUUUGUGUAGGAAAUCAACAAUUAAGAUUUAGAUGUUUACAAGAAUUAGAUCAAUCAAAAUUGCCAGAUUCCCCUCCCCAAGUUUUGGGUGAAUUCACAACAGAUUUUAAUAAAUUACAGAGAGGGCAAGGAUUCGAAAACAUUUAUUUUCUUAGUUAUGAAGGUAACAGAAAUAGAAAAAAGAGUGCUGGAACUUUUGAACUUUGUCGAUUUCAUCAAUCUUAUAAUCCCUCAUUUUUGGAAUAUAUUUUUGCUGGUUCUUUUCUUAAUUUAGCAUUUGCUGUUGAUUUUUCUCGUUCGGAUUCGGCUGUAGAUGAAAAUAAUUUGAGGCGUUAUGUGAGUGAUGUUGAAUUAUCUAUUUCUGCUUUUGGAGAGCCUUUGAGAGAAUUCCAAAGUUCCAAUUCCUAUGCUGCUUUUGGGUUGGGUGCUAAAAUUCCUCCUCAAUUUAGAGAGUCUCAAGAAUUUUGUCUGAAACCGACCCUUAUUGUAGAGGCCUUUCUUCAGUCUUCUCUGCCUUCAAAACGUCAUUUGUUAAUGUCCAACCAUUAA
Molecule: messenger RNA, 903 nt
Organism: Meloidogyne enterolobii
Lineage: Eukaryota; Metazoa; Nematoda; Chromadorea; Rhabditida; Meloidogynidae
Source: the annotation of a GenBank genome assembly